AUGUUGGGAGAUCCAGCUCGGCGCAAUCAGAAGCUCAGAUGCACCUAUCACCAAGACAGGGGGCACAUGACUCAGAACUGCAGGGCACUGAAGCAACACUUGGAAGACCUAGUGGCAGCUGGGCACCUAAGGGAUUACAUUGAUCAGGAUAAGGAAGUGGCCGAACUGGGGAACCCACCGCUAGAACCAAAUAUUGAGCAUCCACCUCGGCUGAUAAUAAAUCACCCACAUACUGAUGCAUUAAUUAUAACUGUGGGAAUUGGAAAACGGUUUGACGUAAAACGAGUCCUAGUAGAUCAAGGUAGUGCAGGAGACAUAUUGUAUUAUGAUUUGUUCAGAAAGCUUGGUCUCUCCGAGCAGCAACUCACCCCAGCGGCAGCCCCGUUGGUCAGUUUCAAUUCACAGCCAGAAUGGCCGCUUGGAAGAAUAGUGUUGCCAGUCGUGGCAGGAGCAAAAACCCUCCAGAUAGAGUUCUUGGUUAUUAAUACACCAUCCCCUUACAACGCCAUACUUGGCCGUCCGUGGAUUCAUCAAAUGGAGGCGGUCCCUUCAACCUACCACCAGCUCAUCCGUUUCCCAACGGAACACGGAGUAGAGCAGAUCUCAGGGGAUCAAGUUGCGUCAAAACAUUGCUUCAUGGCGGCAUUAAAGGCAAAGCGGCUCUGUAUCGAGUACAGACGGUAG
This is a messenger RNA of Camellia sinensis, 684 nucleotides long. The record is from RefSeq and is a predicted model, not a curated record. NCBI's taxonomy places the organism in Eukaryota, Viridiplantae, Streptophyta, Magnoliopsida, Ericales, Theaceae.